UAUUCAUACCGAAGCUGUCAAACCAGUCCCCCGUGUCCGAAUAAACCGCACUUCCUCUCCUAAAAUACAGCGGCGGGGGUCCGGUAUCCCGAGCACUGUCAUUAUCCUGCAAUGUGAGUCCCCCCCCUCUCCAGCCCGGUGGGACGGAACGUGCAAUGCCUGAGGCCGGUUGUGUGUAGCCGGUGUUGCGGGAUGGGGUGCACGGAUUUCCCGGGGGUGUUCACUCGGUGUGUGCACUGAGAGACGUGCACGGUGUAGGCCUGCGUGUGACUGGAUACAACGGAGCAGACGGGGGCCCGCCGGUAGAUACACUGAGUGUGGCAACAGAAUGAAGACAAUUAGAGUUUUGGGUUUUCCAGAUGUUCACCAUACCUAAAGACUAGGAGCCAAUCAGGUUCCCCCCAAAUGACUGGCAGUCAUUUAAAAACCUCUAAGCGGAGUUCCUCGGGUCACUGAUUCUGUCAGCUUUGGAGGGACAGAGAUUUUUUCUUCAAGAUGCUGAUUAAGGAAUAUCGCAUCCCGCUUCCCAUGACUGUGGAGGAAUACCGGAUUGCUCAGCUCUACAUGAUCCAGAAAAAGAGCAGAGAAGAGACAUGUGGGGAAGGCAGUGGUGUGGAAAUCUUGGAGAACAGACCAUACAUAGAUGGUCCUGGGGGCUCUGGUCAGUACACACACAAGGUGUAUCACAUCGGCAUGCACAUCCCGAGCUGGUUUCGAUCCAUCUUACCCAAAGCCGCCCUGCGAGUUGAAGAAGAGUCUUGGAAUGCAUAUCCCUAUACACGGACCAGGUACACUUGCCCCUUUGUGGAGAAGUUUUCCAUAGAUAUAGAAACAUUUUACAAAUCUGACUCUGGAGAACUUGCCAAUGUAUUCAACCUUUCUCCUGCUGAAAAGAGGCAAGCAGUACUGGAUCCUAUUGAUAUUGUUAAAGAUCCAAUCCCCCCACAUGAGUACAAGCCCGAAGAGGACCCUAAAGUAUACAAAUCUAUGAAGACUAAAAGAGGCCCACUAUCUGAUGACUGGAUUGAGGACUAUAGGAAUAACUUUGGGGGAUGCCCCAUCAUGUGUGCCUACAAACUGUGUAAAGUGGAAUUUCGCUACUGGGGCAUGCAAUCCAAAAUUGAGAGGUUCAUACAUGAUGUUGGUCUUCGGAAAGUUAUGGUCAGAGCACAUAGGCAAGCUUGGUGUUGGCAAGAUGAAUGGUGGGGACUAACCAUUGAAGAUAUUAGACAACUGGAGAAAGAAACACAACUGAUGUUGGCCCAGAAAAUGGCGCAGUUUAGUAUUAGUGAAAAUGAAGCAGAACAGCAUGGAGCCAAAGAAUCUCCUGGUGAGAAGGAUUCAGAGACCAAGGCCAUUACCUCUAUAGAAACAGUUGACGAACCAAGCGGCAUAACUGAGUCACUUUCUGGAAGAGGACUAACCAAGCAGUGGUCUACUUCUUCUAGAUCAUCCAGAUCAUCAAAGAGAGGAGCUAGUCCAUCUAGGCACAGUAUAUCAGAAUGGAGGAUGCAGAGCAUAGCCAGGGACUCAGAUGAGAGCUCGGAUGAUGAGUUUUUUGAUGCUCAUGAAGAUUUGUCAGAUAAUGAGGAGGUGUUGCCUAAAGAAAUUACAAAAUGGAGCUCAAACGACCUGAUGGACAAGAUUGAAACAGCUGAGACAGAUGAAUUACAAGAUGAUUCCUACCACGAAACUGCAGAGUACACGGUCAGCUCUAGUGUGGAAGGAUUAAGUUUAAUGGAGGAUGAAUCAGCACAAGCCUCCAUGCAACCAUGUAAAGUCCAUGUUCUAAUCCUGGUACUUCAUGGAGGUAAUAUCCUGGAUACUGGCGGCGGAGAUCAGAAUUCCAAGCAGGGUGACGUCAAUACCAUCAAGUCUGUGUUUGACACAGUAAUGAGGGUGCAUUACCCAGCGGCUUUAGGACACAUUGCAGUCAGGCUCGUUCCCUGCCCAGCCAUCUGCGCGGAAGCAUUUUCACUGGUAUCCAACUUGAGUCCAUACAGCUACGAUGAAGGCUGUUUGUCAAACAGUCAGGACCACAUCCCUCUUGCUGCCCUUCCACUCCUGGCCACCUCCUCUCCACAGUACCUGGAAGCUGUUGCAAUGGUUAUUCAUCGAGCCAACCAAGUCUAUUUGGAUUUCACUAAAUCACACGAAGGCAUGUCUUUUACUGGGCAGGUUUGUUUGGUUGGUGACUGUGUUGGGGGAAUUUUAGGAUUUGAUGCCUUAUGUUACAGCAAUCAAACUGUGUCUGAAAGCCAGAACAGCAGCCGAAGAGGAAGUGUUGUGAGUGUUCAGGACACAGACCUCCUGUCUCCAGGCAUCAGCAUCAACAACAGUUACUGCAGUAGUUCAAACCUGGAGACUAGCAGGCACUUGAGCCGAAGUAACAUUGACAUACCUCGGAGCAACAGUGAAGAUCCAAAGAAACAGCUUCCACGAAAGAAAAGUGAUUCCUCCACAUAUGAGCUGGACACCAUCAAGCAACAUCAAGCUUUUCUUUCUAGUUUACACUCAAGCGUCUUGAGAAAUGAUCCAGGGUCUCGAAGAUCGAGCAGCUCAACAAUGCUGGAUGGAGGCAGCAUUGGGAAGUUUGAAUUUGAGAUUUCCGAUUUCUUCUUAUUUGGGUCCCCUCUUGGACUAGUACUGGCUUUGAGGAAAACUGUGAUUCCUGCUCUCGACAUUUUCCAGCUUAGGCCUGGCUGCCAGCAAGUUUACAACCUGUUCCAUCCAGCUGAUCCAUCUGCAUCCCGCAUUGAACCUCUUCUAGAGAAGAAGUUCCAUCUGAUGCCUCCUUUCAAUAUCCCUCGAUAUCAGAGGUUCCCAUUAGGGGAUGGUAAUUCUGCUCUCCUGGUUGAGGCUGUACAGAACAACCCCAUCCUUCUCAUGGAAGGCAGCCCAGCGGUUGCUCUCCAGCGUCAAGAUGGCGUCAUGGAAACCAGUAUCGCUGUUCCUGUCCUAAGCUGCCAAGACACUUCCAGUAAAUCUGCCACUUGCUCUGAGUCGGAUGUUGUUCAGUUUCAUGGUGCAGUCUUCGUGGAAAAUGCCUCCCCUUCCUCCCCCAUAACAGCUCCCCACUUCAGGGGGUACAGAAGAGCAAGUGAAAUCAGCAUUGCAAGUCAGGUUUCUGGAAUGGCCGACAGUUACACGGCUUCAAACAUAGCCAACAAAACAAAAAAUCAUCUUAACCAUUUCAAAAAGCUAAAUCUUCUGUCACAGCUUGCCCUCCCUUCCAAACCUAACAUAAAAACAAGUUCCCCCACAAAACAUAAUCAGUACCAUACUGAGCAGAGUCACAUAGGAAGAAUGCUAGAGGUGGGGGAUUGGAAGCACAGCACAAGCCCAGGCAUCCAAGGCUCUGACAUCUCCAAAGUUGCAGCAAAGUGGUGGGGCACAAAAAGGAUUGACUAUGCCCUCUAUUGUCCAGAUGCCCUCACUGCUUUCCCAACAGUUGCUCUUCCUCACCUUUUCCAUGCCAGUUAUUGGGAAUCCACAGAUGUUGUUUCAUUUCUAUUGAGACAAGUCAUGAGACAUGAAACGGCAAGUGUCUUGGAAUUGGUUGGAAAAGAAGUUUCUGUGUUCAGCCCCUCAAAACCAAGGGAAAAGUGGCUAAGGAAACGAACACACGUGAAACUAAGGAAUGUUGCUGCUAACCACAGAAUUAAUGAUGCUGUAGCCAAUGAAGAUGGGCCUCAGACUCUCGCUGGAAGGUUUAUGUAUGGCCCCCUUGACAUGGUCACACUCACUGGGGAAAAGGUGGACAUUCAUAUUAUGACUCAACCACCUUCUGGGGAAUGGGUUUACUUUGAUACUGAAAUAACUAACAGCAGCGGUAGGAUCUCUUAUGUGAUCCCGGAAAAUAAAAGACUUGGAGUUGGGGUAUAUCCUCUUAAAAUGGUUGUCAGGGGAGACCAUACAUUCACUGACAGCUACCUCCAUGUUUUACCAAAAGGAACUGAAUUUGUAGUGUUCAGCAUUGAUGGAUCUUUUGCUGCCAGUGUUUCCAUUAUGGGCAGUGACCCCAAAGUCAGAGCGGGCGCAGUAGAUGUAGUGAGGCACUGGCAGGAUCUUGGCUACCUCAUUAUUUAUGUGACAGGCAGACCUGACAUGCAGAAGCAAAGAGUGGUAGCAUGGCUUGCACAGCACAACUUCCCGCAUGGUAUAGUGUCUUUUUGCGAUGGAUUGGUCCACGAUCCUCUGCGACAUAAAGCAAACUUUCUGAAAAGCCUGAUUCAAGAUGUACACAUGAAAAUACAUGCAGCUUAUGGCUCCACAAAAGACAUCUCAGUAUACAGCGCUAUAGGUUUGUCACCAAUGCAGAUUUUUAUUGUAGGCCGACCCACCAAGAAGUUACAACACCAGUGUCAGUUUAUCACUGAGGGUUAUGCUUCUCACCUUGCCCAACUGGAAUACAGCCACCGAUCACGGCCUGCCAAGAACACAAACAGGAUAGCACUGCGGAAAGGAAGCUUCUGUCUUCCUGGUCAAACAGAUUUUCUGAGGAAGAGGAAUCACUUGCUUCGUACGAUCUCAUCACAACCCACCAGUAGCAGCAACCACAAACCAGAAAGAACACAAAGUCAGUCUGAGAGUGACCGGGAUCGGGAAAAGGAACGCAGCCAAAGAAGUAUGAGUAUUGCAGCAGGAUGUUGGGGCAGGAGUGCAGCCAACGCCAAGCUGGAAUCUGGCGUUUUAAGUCAGAAGUGAGCCCCCAUUAUUUUCUGGAAAUUUUCUCAUGUGAUUGGCUCAUGUCAGUUUAUAGGUAGGCUGGGAAGGAAAGUGGAAGAGGCACAACUUUGUUGGAGAGACAGCGUUGACAAAAUGGUGCUACUAUAUACCAACAAUAGCAGAGUUUGUGAUCAGAAGUGAUGAACUGCAGGCCUUAAAAAGGGUAGUCAUGCCCAAGAGAUAAUUAUCGGAUAACCACAGAGGGGGCAAAUCAAAUUAGUAAGCAGCCCCAUGUUUUUUUUUUUUAUUUAAAGCAGGUUCGGUGACUUUCUGUUGUAAAUAUAUGCCUCCUAUACCUUAGCCAUGUCUGAAACAUUACUAGAAGAAUGCACAGCACACAUCCUGUUAAGAAGUACAUUAUAAACAUUCACCUAAAAGCUUGAGAGUCUGUUAAAUACUCAAGAAGAGGCAGCCUCCACAGAACAAGCUGGAAACUGGGGAAGACCAGUCAACUUCAGUCCUGUCCUUGUUGGCUUUCUGUCUUGCAAACUAAGGCACAACAAAUUAAGAAACAGAAACAUUUCUUCUUUUUUAUUCUGGGAAAAGGAGGACGACACAUGCAAUGACAAUAUUCCAGGACCUCUUGACAGUCUGCCUUGCUCAUUUCAAUAUGUUGUGGACCUAUGUAAAGAACACCUUUAUAACCAGAUGUGAAAGCAAUGCACAGGUAUACUUUGCUGUAGCUUUGGUGAUCAGAGGAUAAAUCCAAACCAGUAACCGAAGUCCUUUUGUAUCUAAAAGUUCUUAAGAUUCUGUAAUUGUCCAGUUUGCUGCUUUUGCGUGUAGUUGCUCAACUGUACAACCUCAUUGUUUUCUUUGCACUGAUAAUUUUUAGAUUGGAGAUCUGUUACCAUCUCAUGUAGCUACACAUCCUUGUCUGUAGUGCAUGGUAAUUUAAAUAUUGCAAAGCCAGGGGAUAGAUAUUCUUAUUAUUUUGUACUGUUGUUUCACCCCGGUAUGCAGCGUUAAAGCAGGCGUGCCAAAACAAAGGUAGAAACAAAAAGGCCAUAUCUCAAUUUCCCCAGCUCACUAUAUACUAGGGGGAAUGGAAAGUUUUUGGAACCUCUACAUACUCUGCUCUCUCAUAGGGUGAAAGAAAAAAAAAAAAGAUCCAAACAGCGAAUUUGUUUUCAUACCACUUAUUUAUUUAGGCCAGUUGACCACUUUUUAAAAUGUCUUUUUUUUUUUGUUGAGUACAGUAUAGGAAAUUAUUGUACACUAAAACACUGUGAAAUCUCCCUGACUGUCACCGAACAGAAGCCAAAAAAGGGAUGUUUUCUACUUGAUAUAAAGUCUAAGACUGUGUGGGCACAAUGAGUAUCCUAAUUCUUUUACGGACUACUCUGUCUUGUGCGUCGCCACCCUGGCUUAACAGGGAAUACACUUUAAGGCCAGUUUAAGAUUUUUCUAAACUAUAGAGAGCAGGUUGUACCAAUUGUCUGCAUAUACGAAUAGAAACACCUUUCACUUUGCUCCUAAUAUAUAACGCAGAGCCAUGUUUAACAUCGGAAAGAUUAGAUAACAUACAUAUUACACUGCAUGUAAUAUAAUGCACAUUUACCUAUUGAUUUUUCUGCCCCCCUCAAAAAAAAAAAGUUUAUUUUUACAAAUAAUCUUUGACUUUAUAUUUAUAUAAUUGUUAGAAUUGGUGAAAUAAUUUUAGGAUAUCUUUUGCAUGACAGCUAAAAGAUAAAAAUUAGCUGUCAUAGUAGUUAGAAGAGGGAUUUCAAUAAUUCACUACUUACAAUGUAAAGCACAGUAGACGUGUAUUGUAAGCUUUUAGCCAUGGGUGUGACCAUAGAGGUCUUAGGAUACAUCUUAUGGAAGGUCACUGCUAAAAACAAUAAGAUUUAUCCUUAACUGGACAAAUGACACAUAUAAGGCCUCUUGCACAUGACCGUAUGGCUUUUUCAGUAUUUUGCGGUCUGCAAAAAAUACGGAUAACGUCCGUGUGCAUUCCGUUUUUUGUGGAACGG
This is a messenger RNA of Bufo bufo (common toad), 6704 nucleotides long. RefSeq names its product phosphatidylinositol transfer protein membrane associated 2 (gene PITPNM2). Lineage: Eukaryota; Metazoa; Chordata; Amphibia; Anura; Bufonidae. Gene Ontology annotation, biological process: phospholipid transport. The record is from RefSeq and is a predicted model, not a curated record. The coding region runs from base 496 to 4707 and encodes 1403 amino acids. Gene Ontology annotation, molecular function: phosphatidylcholine binding; phosphatidylinositol binding; phosphatidylinositol transfer activity. Gene Ontology annotation, cellular component: cytoplasm. The transcript is spliced from 27 exons.